UUAGUUUAUUUAUGCAACCAAAGACAUACUACGUUCAUCCGUUGAGAUAAACGAAGCUACUUUCGUCGCUAACGAACGUGUUGUUAAACAUUUUUUUUACGAUGAGACUUGUAGAAAGACUUAUUUUUAAAUGUAUUAAAGUUACGAAAUUUGUAGCAACACCUAAGCAAUGUAUUUUGAAUGCUAAGUUUUCAACAAAGUGUGAUGGAUUGCUUAGCGAUAUUAACGUCCUAGAUUUAACCAGAGUUGUUGCGGGACCUUUUUGUACUAUGACCCUAGGUGAUUUAGGCGCGAACGUUAUUAAAGUUGAAAGCCUAGAUGGUGAUGAGGCUAGAAAAUGGGGUCCUCCUUUUAUUGAAGGCUCUAAGGAUUCAUAUUACUUUAUGGCUAUAAACAGGAAUAAAAAAAGUAUUUGCAUUGAUUUAAAAACUCUGGAAGGUAAGCAGGUUGUCUAUGAUCUAGCCAGAAAAUGUGAUGUAGUUGUGGAAAAUUUUCUCCCUGGAAAACUAGAUAAGCUCGGAGUUGGCUAUGAAAAACUAAGUGUCAUUAAUCCAAAGUUAAUAUACUGUGCAGUCACAGGGUUCGGUCCUGUUGGACCUUAUUCUAGGAAACCAGGCUACGAUGUUGUUAUAUCAGCUAUGGGGGGCAUGUUGAAUGCGACCGGUGAAAAGAAUGGCAAUCCAGUUAAACCAGGAGUUGCUAUUACUGAUGUAACAACAGGACUUCAUGCUUUUGGCGCAAUCAUGACCGCCUUAUACUAUAGAAACAAGACUGGUCGAGGCCAAAAAAUUGACUGUGAUCUUCUAUCCACUCAAAUAUCAAGUAUGAUCAACGUCGCUAAUAUAUACUUGAAUUGCGGUAUUGAGGGACACAGAUGGGGCACAGCACAUGCUAACCUGGUCCCCUACCAAGCAUUCAAAACCAAAGACGGUUUCAUAGUAAUAGGUACAGGUUCAAACGCACAAUUCAUUGAUUUUUGCAAAUUAAUCAACAGAGAGGACUUGAUCACCGAUGAACGUUUCAAAGAUAACGCGUCAAGAGUCAAACAUCGUGACGAAAUCGUGAAGAUUAUCAGUGAGAUAAUUGUUACUAAGACAAAGAAAGAAUGGUCGUUAAUAUUCAAAAACGCCUCGUUCCCGAACGGUCCUGUCAAUAAUAUGGGUGACGUGUUUAGCGAUGAACAUGUCCAAGAAAUUGGUUUGGUCAAGGAAUUGCCGCAUGAAGUUGCAGGGACCAUCAAAAUGGUUGGUCCCCCAACUCUAUACUCAGAAGGGGGGAAUAUGGCAAGAACGGCACCACCAACCUUGGGUCAGCAUACAAGAGACGUUCUAUCUGAUUUCUUGGGUUAUCAUAACACGAAGAUCGAUGGAUUGUUUGAAAAUAAGAUUGUUCUAUAAACUCAAUUGGAUUUUAAAUGGAAU
Vanessa tameamea is the source of this 1421-nucleotide messenger RNA. RefSeq names its product succinate--hydroxymethylglutarate CoA-transferase. The transcript is spliced from 4 exons. Bases 102 to 1397 code for a protein of 431 amino acids. The record is from RefSeq and is a predicted model, not a curated record. Lineage: Eukaryota; Metazoa; Arthropoda; Insecta; Lepidoptera; Nymphalidae. Gene Ontology annotation, molecular function: catalytic activity.